This is a messenger RNA of Chelmon rostratus (copperband butterflyfish), 1208 nucleotides long. RefSeq lists its product as uncharacterized. The transcript is spliced from 4 exons. NCBI's taxonomy places the organism in Eukaryota, Metazoa, Chordata, Actinopteri, Chaetodontiformes, Chaetodontidae. Bases 69 to 506 code for a protein of 145 amino acids. The record is from RefSeq and is a predicted model, not a curated record. Gene Ontology annotation, molecular function: carbohydrate binding.
CAGAGUCAAUCAGUCCUCCGCUGGCAUCACCGCUCGAAACCUCCACACCGCAUCACGCCCUGAGUGGAAUGGAAGAAAAAGACAAGAAAGAACAUGGGGAGUAUAUCGGAGAGAUAAAAGGUGGCAUGCGGCCUUCAAUGAAGCUGGUUGUUAUGGGAAUUAUUAACCAAAAACCCAAGAGCAUUGAGGUGACUCUGUCCAGUCACCCCCAGGAGGAGGACACAGAGGGCGACGUGGGACUUCAGCUAAAGGUCAACUUCACGGACAAGGCCGUCCAACGCAACGCCCGCCUGGCUGGAAAGUGGGGUCCAGCUGAAAAUACCCUCUCCUUCUUUCCCUUCGCACCUGGAGAAUCCUUCAAGAUGGAGAUAGUUUGUGAGCACCAGCAGUUUCGUAUCUUGGUGGACGGACAGCCUCUGUGUGGAUUCACCCACCGGCUCUCCCGGCUCGCCUCCCUCACUGCCUUACGGGUCUUUGGAGAUCUACAGCUCACCAAGGUGGCCUAACACCAACAUCAAAAAACAAAAAAACACACAUGAGGAUGUUUCGGGACAGUGUUCAAUACAUACGAUUAGAAUAGAGCUAGAUUUUGAGUGAAUAAAUUAACCCACGGUGGGGAUGUUCAGCGUCUCCAGCUCCAAAUAAAGUUCCGCCUGCCUCGUAAUCACGCGUUAAGACAAAGUGCCUUCACUAGAUUAUCUGUUUGGGGACUUGAAGAUAAUGACUGAAUGCAACAGUCAUCAAUGUCUUAAAUAAACUGAAGAAUGUGAUUUGAACUGAAGUGAAUUAAGUUUUAAGCAAACGUGGUCGAAGCUGUAAUAUCCCCCCCUCCGGUGGACAUUUGCACGAACAUGAUGCGACGCAGAUCUCAGACGUUUGUCUUUGAUUUCUCUGGAGUUAACCUUUGAAAGCACUUAUGUUUACGAGCGCCUGCAUGAAGAUGAAUGUCUCUGAAAUCAAUCGAUUGUCAUUCUGUGCCCGACUAAGUACUGUAACAGGUGUAAUAAUGUAAAACAGUUUCAGUAGCCUACAUUAGUGCAUGCCAGUAAAACUGAGUUUGCCUCCAGAUUGAACGUAAAGCUGGAAGGAUUAGGUUGUGUCAAGCUUACUGCCCACUGAUUUGUGUACUUUUCAUUUACCACUAGCACUUUUUAUGUGAGUGUUUCCUAUUGACUUUACUUCACUGCAAUAAAUCACCUUUGUUGUUA